AUGGAUAACAAGAAAGUUGCUUUAUUUUUAACAAGAUCAAAAUCUUAAUAAAAAGCAUUCAAACUUUGUCAUAAUUGUGCAGUUGAUAAAUAAAAGGAUUUAAUUUUGAAAGAUGAUGCAAAAAAACAUUUUGAACAAAGUCUGCAUUAUUGUAAUAAAGAGAAUCUCUUAAUUCUAUUAAAAUUUUUAAUGAUAUCAAAGAACAAUUUUGCAAUUUUGGCAAAAGCACUAAUCAAAACAUUGAUACUGAAAUUCAAGUUAUUGAAUAAUCCUCAACCUAAUUUCAGAAAGUAAAGUGUUAUCUGAUAUUUAAUUUGAUCAAAUAGAACUUAUUCACUAGGAUAGAAGUUCAAUCCUAAAAAAUUAUGUGAAUUAUAAAGUAUCAUCAUAAUCACUUAUAAAUUAAAUAGGUAAUUUAUCCAAAACUAUGUUUUUAACAAAGUUCGAGUAAUUAAUAUAAAGAAUAGAAGUUUCUUAUAAGAGUGAGAUUGUAAAUCAAUUUUUGAUUUUGGGUUAUUGA
Molecule: messenger RNA, 520 nt
Organism: Paramecium pentaurelia
Lineage: Eukaryota; Ciliophora; Oligohymenophorea; Peniculida; Parameciidae
Source: the annotation of a GenBank genome assembly